GCUGGUAAUGUGGAAAACUCUUCCAAGGUCUGCACGAAUUUACAUAUGAUAUAUGGCUCGUUGAUUUGGUCUUAGUAUAACGCCUCACGACAUUCUACCACCACCAGUUCCCCGUUUUCGACUUCAACCUCGACCCCCUGAACAAUCCAAGCUACAUAAAUGACCAAGACAAUUCUUAAAGGCAUCAGUCCCGAUGCAGCUCCAAAGACUAUCGGGCCCUAUGUCCAUGCCAUGAUCCAUCAGGAGACUGUGUUCACCACGUGUAUCAUACCUCUCGACCCUAAGACAGACGAGCUUAUCGGAGGUAAAGCGGAGGCUCAGUUCCGACGCAUCUACACCAACCUCAAGAUUGUGCUUGAAGAAGCUAGCUCUUCACUUGAUAGGAUCAUCAAACAGAACAUCUAUCUGACAAACAUGGAAGACUUUUGGGCGUUCAACCGUGUCACAGAAGAAUUCCUCGGUACUCAUCGUCCUGCUAGGGCGACUAUGCAGGUUCUUGCCCUGCCUAAGGGUGCUCCGUGUGGGAUGGAUGUUGUUGCAGCUCUCAACUAGACAUAAUAUUAGCAUAUGCAUCACAG
Cryptococcus deneoformans JEC21 is the source of this 578-nucleotide messenger RNA. RefSeq lists its product as hypothetical. NCBI's taxonomy places the organism in Eukaryota, Fungi, Basidiomycota, Tremellomycetes, Tremellales, Cryptococcaceae. The record is from RefSeq and is a predicted model, not a curated record. Bases 160 to 552 code for a protein of 130 amino acids. The transcript has 6 exons. Gene Ontology annotation, cellular component: cytosol; mitochondrion. Gene Ontology annotation, molecular function: deaminase activity.